CUUGUCCCUGUGUCUCGUCCAAGCCCGAGUCCCGCUCACCCCCUCCUCGCAGCGUCCCUUGUCCCCUCCCCGCGCCCCGUCCCGCCCCUCUUCCCCCCGCCCGCCCGGGGAGAUGGCGCUCAGCCCCCCCGAGCGGGACGCGCCGGGGCUGCCGCUGCACUCGCCGUGGACCUUCUGGCUGGACAAGUCACUUCCUGGUACAACAGCGGCUGAAUGUGCAUUAAAUUUGAAGAAGAUAUAUACAGUACAAACAGUGCAGGAUGAGUCCCACCUGUGGCUUUGCUUACCUGAGGAUUUCUGGAGUGUUUACAACAACAUUCCUCCCGUGACAAACUUGCCUCUGAGAUGUGGCUACCAUUUAAUGCGGGGAGAAAGGCGCCCGCUUUGGGAAGAAGAAAGCAAUGCCAAAGGAGGUAUUUGGAAAAUGAAGGUCCCUAAAGAAAGUACGGCUGCAGUUUGGAAAGAGCUACUGCUAGCAACUAUUGGAGAGCAGUUUACAGAUUGUUGUGCAGCAGAUGAUGAAGUAAUAGGGGUUAGUGUCAGUGUCCGUGACCGUGAAGAUGUUGUGCAAGUCUGGAACAUGAAUUCCUCUUCAGCGAGUGAAGCAAAAGUUUUAGAAAAGAUUCAUAAACUUCUUCCACAGACAUCUUUUAAAGUGGUCUUUUAUAAAUCCCACAGAGAGCAUCAUGCUUUUGAAGGCUGAUGUGGAAAGCACUGAGUGCUUUGUAUGCCAAGAUCAUUUGUUGUUAUUUGGUGUUUUGAGAGGGUCUGGACAAGGAGGAGGAUGGUGGAAGCCCUGCAGAAGUGCUCCAUGGGGUUGGCCCUUUUGAGUUUCUGACAUUUCACACGGGCCUAUUGCUACUGAAAAUGAAAAAAAAACCAAAACUGAACAGUUCCCUUGACCACUAAAUAAGUGAUUCAUUGCUUCAUGUUGAGGUGUUGUUCUUAGUUGUUUCUCUAAAAAAAUAUUUUGGCCACUUGUUUGUUCACCCUGAUUAUAUUUGUUCCCAUUUCUUAAAGAUAGUUGUCUUUCUCUCCUGUGCUGUACUUAGUGAAAAGCAAACGUGCAGAGAUGCUAUGCUGCUUUUCCAAGAUGUGCUGUACAUAGAGGAACCCUGGCUUGGGGAAACGUGUUUUCAAUUUUCACUUUGAAACAUUCCUAUCAUGUUAAAGUUUACUCACUGGUUUGUCCCAAGAGAGAAAGAAAUUGCACUGCAUUUAUUCUAAUGUUCCGUGUAAUCUGGUCCUGCACUGACAACAGCACAUACUGUAAAUGUAAAUAGAAAAAGGUACCUUAAAUGAGCAAUUAAAGAGAACACAUUUAUAUUGGGACUAACCCUGUGUAGGAUGAUGUCACUGUCUUUUGAUUGUAUUGAUUUCAGAAGAGCCCUUGUUCAGGUUAGAAUCAGAAAUUUCUCAGUAGGAAACCCUGCAAACUCAACACCUCUUACUUAAGGGUGAUAGGGUAUUUAUGGUUUUAUAUUGUAUGCUCUCUUAUGGUAUCUUUCUGUACAUCCAUCAAAAAGUGUCAUGAAUAAUUUCUGAUGAAUUGUACAAAGUGGAUCCAUUCUUCCCACUUCCUUAAGUCUGUCAGGCCCAUGUCUGCACCCACUAGGUCAGUGUCAGAAUUGCUGCUGACUUCAGUGCACAGGAAGAGAUCCCAUUGUCUGUAGUUUCAAACCCUUAAAACUUCCUAAGUGUCCUUUUAAAAAUAAACAAAAAAUACAGAAAAAAAAAUUGUGUUGCAGCUUGAAUAGGAAUAUAAGCAGUGUUAACCUUUAAAUGUUGGUCUCUUUGAACUAUUUGAAGUGUUUUAAUAUACUACCAAAGAUUGAUGUGGUUCCUUUAACAAGAAGGUGCAAGGUAGAGAUGAACAUACCCUCUGCUGAACACUCCUUCAUCCUUUAGAGGUUUUUGUCUGGUAGCUCUUUAAGUUGCACUGAUUUCCACAUCUUUAGUAUAUUAAGAGGCAGCCAUAAAAGUCAAAUAAAUUUAAAAAUAAGUAUCACACAUUUGAGAUUUUUUUUUACGAAUUUAUCUUGUACUUACGACUUUAACUUGUAUUUAUGGAUUUAAACUGUGUAGUUAAUGAGCAUUAUUAAUUAAACACAUUUUCCAAAAUCCAAGCGUCUUGCUUCUGUAAUUGCUUUUUGGGAUGAAAUGUCACUGGUCCUACUUUUUCAAACCUGUGUAUUUUACAUUAAAACUUGCUCUCUUAAAA
Messenger RNA from Motacilla alba alba, 2221 nucleotides. It is a transcript of the gene EIF4E3, whose product is annotated as eukaryotic translation initiation factor 4E family member 3. Gene Ontology annotation, biological process: translational initiation. Gene Ontology annotation, cellular component: eukaryotic translation initiation factor 4F complex. Bases 113 to 703 code for a protein of 196 amino acids. Lineage: Eukaryota; Metazoa; Chordata; Aves; Passeriformes; Motacillidae. The transcript is spliced from 8 exons. The record is from RefSeq and is a predicted model, not a curated record. Gene Ontology annotation, molecular function: translation initiation factor activity; RNA 7-methylguanosine cap binding.